AAUCUGAUUUGAGAAAGAAUAGAAGCAGAGACAUAGAAAAUUAUCAAUAAUCACAAGCACCGUCCAUAUUUUUCAAGAUUCCCUACUAAUCGGAGUACCAUUUCAUUUAUUCCCAUUUCCCCUUUUCCUCAUCCUUAAGAAUCUUCAAAACUCCCCAUAAAAUUUUCAGAUAUUUUCUAUCUUUGUCUUUGCCUUAAAUCAUCAUUUUCUUAUUUUCUGCAUCUCUUCAAUUAUUGGGUUUCUUUGAAGAAAUACAAAUAAGAAAAACAAGUUUUUGGUUGUAGAAGAUGGAUAUUGUUGAAAUUCUUGGAGAGUCUAAAUCAGUGCCUGUUCCAACAAAGAGUGCAAUCUAUGUGUGGGGUUACAACCAGAGAGGGCAGACUGGAAGGCAAGAGAAAGAGCAGAAAUUAAGGAUUCCGAGGCAGCUUCCGCCAGAGUUAUUCGGUUGUCCGGCUGGGAUCAGUACUAGGUGGCUCGAUGUCGCAUGUGGCAGGGAGCAUACGGCUGCUGUAGCCUCAGACGGGUCACUCUUUACUUGGGGAGCAAAUGACUUCGGGCAGUUGGGGGAUGGUACUGAAGAAAGUAGAAAGUACCCAAAGAAAGUGGAUCUGUUGAAAACUGAAAUUGUGAAAUCUGUUUCUUGUGGUUCGAAUUGUACUGCCGCUAUUGCAGAGCCUCGUGUAAAUGAUGAGUCGUUAUCAAAUGGUAGACUAUGGGUGUGGGGCCAAAAUCAGAGCUCGAAUUAUCCUCGUCUAUUUUGGGGAGCCUUUGCACCAAAUACGGUAAUCCGUCAAGUUUCCUGUGGAUCUGUACAUGUGGUGGCCUUGUCGGAGGGUGGCCUUCUUCAAUCAUGGGGAUACAAUGAAUGUGGUCAACUUGGGAGAGGGUUCACUGCUGAAGGAUUACAGGGUCCUGGUAUACUGAAAGCAUACGCAAAAUACCUUGAUGAAGCCCCUGAACUUGUGAAGAUCGUUCAAGUGUCAUGCGGCGAGUACCACACUGCUGCAGUAUGUGAAACUGGGGAUGUCUACACUUGUGGUCUCGGAAACAUGGGUCAACUAGGACAUUGUUCACUUCAAUCCGAAGAUAAAGAAUUAAUACCUAGACGAGUAGUUGCACUUGAAGGGAUUCACAUCACUAGUGUUUCAUGCGGAGGUGUUCAUACCUGCGCGGUGACUGCAAAGGGAGCUCUCUAUACCUGGGGUGGUGGGCAACUUGGUCAGCUCGGCCUUGGUCCACAAGCAACUUCGGCAUCUUUCAUUUUCAAGGAUUAUCAAGUCAUGCUUCGGAAUAUCCCCGCUUUGGUUAUCCCGAGUGGUGUGCAACUUGUUGCAUGUGGUCAUUCCCACACACUUAUAUCUACUUCUGAUGGGAGAAUCCAUGGCUGGGGAUAUAAUAGCUACGGUCAGGCCGCGAAUGAGAAGUCUACGUAUGCUUGGUACCCAUCACCGAUUGAUUGGUGUGUUGGAGAAGUGAGGAAGCUUGCUGCUGGCGGGGGUCACUCGGCUGUGCUGACCGAUGCUUGCUCGUUGAAAGAUUUGUGUGAAUUUAGGCUCGCUGAAAGCGUUACUCUGGCAAAUGCUGCUCAUAUUGAGGAUGUUGCAUUCAGAACCAGCUCUGAUGCUUUAGUACGCCUUUGUGAACGAUUGAGGGAGCUGCAUAAUGGCGGCGAAUGGGAAUCCGAAGAUGAUGAAUCUGGUGCGAGUAAACCUUGAUGGAGCAUUUGAUUACACCAUUGUAUCGGUUUAGAGAGAUCGCUAUGACAAAGCUUCCUUUCUUCUCAUGUAGUUUUAUUAUGUAUAAACCAGAAUGUAAUUAACCAUUAAUUGUAAUGGUAGCAUAAACUAUGCUUACCUAAAUGCUACUCUAUUGGUGCUGAAUUGCAUUAUUUGUUGGUGCAAUGAAGAACUUAAGCUGAAAAUUUGGCAAAA
Amaranthus tricolor (Joseph's coat) is the source of this 1931-nucleotide messenger RNA. RefSeq names its product ultraviolet-B receptor UVR8. The record is from RefSeq and is a predicted model, not a curated record. Bases 288 to 1715 code for a protein of 475 amino acids. Lineage: Eukaryota; Viridiplantae; Streptophyta; Magnoliopsida; Caryophyllales; Amaranthaceae. The transcript has 9 exons.